GGAAGGAUUCGUGGGUUGUUUUUGCUACCUCACGGUCCGGAGCAACAUCUGGACUGGAAUGGUGAACGCUGGCUUCUAUAGGCUAAUUUUGAUAAGGCAUCUCAGUUCCGGGGGGAGGGGGGGCGUGGGCGUGCGCAAUCGAAGGGUUCCCGCUUGUCUGUCAUAGGUGCAUGCAUCCUAGCAGCAGCAGAUUAAGGCAGCGGUAGCACCAGCAAUUAUUUGCUAUGAAGAUUCUGUCUCUCUGAUGUAUCCCAGCAGACCAUGGGAGGGAUCAUGCCUGCAGCUAUGGAGCCAGCCUUGGUUUCUUCUGUUUCUCUCUUCUUGCUUUGGCUGAGGCCGUUUCCAGCUCAGGCGUGGGGAGGGAGAGAGACGAAGAACGAAGUGCACUUCCAGGUGCACCAUGAAAUCACAGUACCUCAGUGGAGAGCAGAAGGGGGCACUGGCAAUGACAAGCAUCCAUCCAGAGCAGAAGUCAAUAUAACAGCUGAAGGAAGAAAUCUCAUCUUGGAUAUUGAGAAGAAUGAGCAGCUGUUUGCACCGAGCUAUACUGAAACUCAUUAUACUAAAACUGGAACCCCCCACACCAUCACUUUGAACCACACAAAUCAUUGCUUUUACCAUGGUGUAGUGAGAGGGAUGGAAGAUUCCAGCGUGGCACUCAGCGCAUGCAGUGGUCUACGCGGCCUUAUAGUACUGAGCAACAACCUCAGCUAUAUCUUGGAACCACUUCCUCAUAAACAGGAGCAGCACUUAAUCUACAGGUCUGAACAUUUCAAGUUUCCCAGGGGUACCUGUGGAUCCGAGCAUUCAAGGUCAAUGGCCAUGGAUUGGCUCACUGAGCUGACAGGCCAAGCUGAGUCAAACUAUCAUAGAGUGAAGAGGGAUGAUGAACAGUCUAUGAAAUAUGUGGAACUUCUUCUAGUUGCUGAUUAUGCUGAGUUUCAAAAGAAUAAUCAUGAUCUUCAAGCAACCAAGAAUAAAUUGGUAGAGGCUGCUAAUUAUGUAGAUAAGUUUUACAAAUCCCUGAACAUACGAAUUGCCCUGGUGGGGCUUGAGGUCUGGAAUGACCACAACAUGUGUGAAAUCUCUGCGAAUCCACAUUCAACUCUGUGGUCUUUUCUUGCUUGGAGGCAGAAACAACUGAAGUAUAAAAAGCAUGACAAUGCCCAGCUGAUCACUGGGAUGGCUUUCCAUGGCUCUACUAUUGGUUUGGCACCUCUCAUGGCCAUGUGUUCUGUCUACCAGUCUGGAGGAGUGAACAUGGAUCAUUCUGAUAAUGCCAUUGGAGUUGCAGCCACCAUGGCACACGAGAUGGGACAUAACUUUGGCAUGAGCCAUGAUUCAGCUGGCUGUUGUAUGGCUAGUGCUAAGGAUGGAGGAUGCAUCAUGGCUGCUGCAACAGGGCACCCAUUCCCUAAGGUGUUCAAUUGGUGCAAUAAGAAGGAACUGAACAGAUAUAUGCAGUCUGGUGGAGGGAUGUGCCUUUACAAUAUGCCAGAUACCAAGAUCUUAUACGGAGGAAAGAAAUGUGGAAACGGUUACCUGGAAGAAGGAGAAGAAUGUGAUUGUGGAGAAGUGGAGGAGUGCAAUAAUCCUUGCUGCAAUGCUGCUAGUUGUUCUCUGAAGCUUGGUGCUGAGUGUGCUCAUGGAACUUGCUGUCACCUGUGUAAGUUGAUUUCUCCAGGGACUCUUUGCAGGGAACAAUCUAGACCCUGUGACCUACCAGAAUAUUGUACAGGCAAAUCACCAUUCUGCCCUGCAAACUUUUACCAGUUGGAUGGCACCCCAUGUGCCAAUGGGAGAGCCUAUUGCUACAGUGGGAUGUGCCUUACAUAUGAGCAGCAGUGCUUGCAGCUCUGGGGAAAUGGAGCACGGCCAGCCCCUGACACCUGCUUUGAGAGGGUGAAUGCUGCUGGAGAUCCCUAUGGGAACUGUGGGAAGGAUGUCAAUGGCAGAUACAAGAAGUGUGAUACAAGAGAUGCUAAGUGUGGGAAGAUUCAGUGUCAAAGCUCUGCAGCAAAGCCUUUGGAGUCCAAUGCUGUUGCAAUUGAUACAACUAUUAUGUUGAAUGGAAGGCAAAUCCGCUGCCGUGGAACUCAUGUAUAUCGAAAUGAAGAAGAAGGAGGGGAUAUAUUGGACCCAGGACUUGUGAUGGCAGGAACUAAGUGUGGUGACAGUCAUAUUUGCUUUGAGGGCCACUGUCGGAACACCUCCUUCUUAGAUACUGGAGACUGUGGGAAGAAGUGCAAUGGUCAGGGAGUUUGCAACAAUAACCAGAACUGCCACUGUUUCAGUGGAUGGGCACCCCCAUUUUGCAAUAAACCUGGGAAUGGAGGCAGUCUGGACAGUGGGCCUAUGCCUCAAGAAAGUGCAGUGCCAAUCAUUGCAGGAGUCCUGGUUUCUAUCUUGAUCUUGACUGCCAUUGGAAUUGCUUUUUGCUGCUAUAAAUGGAGGACCAGGCUUGGGCCACUAAAGCAGUCUAUCAUUCCUCCAAAGAACAUACCUCAGUUCAGCACUGCACCUCCUGUUCAGAAUGGUGGGAAUGGCCAUGCCAAUCCAGCCUUCAAGCUGAAAACUCCACAAGAACACAGAAAGGUUAUUGACACACAGAAUGUUCCUGCAAACCCUGAAGUGCUUUACUGCCAGCCAGCUCCAGAGUUCAAACUCCAUGUUCAGCUACCACCUGAAUUUCCAGCCAACAACACAAGGAAGCCCCCCACUCUAGGGCACCAGAGUGAGGUGAAGAAUUUGGCAAAACGAACUCCACCAAGCAGGCCAGCACCUCCUGCUCCAAAAGUUGUCAUUCCACAGAAUUCUUCCAGACCACAAGCCCCUCAGAAAGCUCUUCCUGCUAAUCCUGUUCCUUCAAACAAGAGACCUGUGCUUCCCAAAAUGAAUGCAAGUGCAGUACCAUCACAUGCUGUGGCAAGGAAUCCAGAAAUCCAUCAGAAUUCAGCCAUUAAACAUUCUGGAGACGUGAGCACCUGGAAGUAUGGCCGCUGAUGUUUCUAUUGCAGUACCAAAAUCCACACUAGUACCCUCCAACCAGUGACUUCACUUGGGAUAUUUGGCUUUUGUUUCCAGAAAGAAGACAUGCUGGUCAUGUACAAUUUUCCAAUUGCUCUUCUCAUACGAUGAUGGGGCAAAUUUCAGGCUUGGCUUUAAUAAAGUUAUCUACCAUCCUUGGCACAUGCAGAUGCAACUCCCCUGGAAAUGAGUUGGCAUUUCAACAGUGCACACCAAGGCUAAAUAGGACCUGCCUUAUCUUUUGGAAUUUUUUUCAUUAUAGGAGUUACAGGGGCAGCACUGAAAUUUGUGGCAAAAUGUACAGUAUGCCAAAAGGAGGGGAAAGAGGCCUUGAUUAUCUCUCUUCCAAUAAUUAUCCGAAUUGAAGAUGAACUGACUUAAUCAGCAUCAAUGCAUCUCUGUCAUAUUUCCCAAGACCCUGUCAUAUUUACAUACUUGCUUAGAACCUGGAACAACCCCUGGAGAACAGAGUACCAUGAUGCCCUUUCUAUAUUCUCAUGGCCAGUGGAAAUUCCUUCAAAGUACUUCAUAAUAUAGAGGAAUUUCCCAAUCUCAUGGAAUUUUGCUACAUUGGAUCAAGAGAAGAGAGUUUAUUUCCCUCUGCAGUGAAUUUUCCAGGGUUUAUUACUUACCUGUAUACAAUUUUUUUUUCCGGUGGGACUAUCAUUGUUCAUCCCAAAGUUUUUCUGAUCAUGGUCUACAGGUUUUCAAAGCAUUGGUGGCAUAAUACUUGUCUUUACUGUGCACUUUGCUUCCAUAGUCCUCUUUAUGUUAUUUGGCUGCAUGGAAUGCUAGAAGGAUUUUGUGGCAUUUUAUUCCCCACAAUGAUCUCUCUGGGACUGGUAUUUUUGGUCCUUUAGUACCCCAUCAUCUGUGGUUAGUGGUGCAAACAUCCCUUUACCUGGAGGGCUUGACCCCCAUCCAUGUACUGUUAAGCCAUACCUCAUAUCCAAUGCCAUAGACAUAGACAUGUAUCUAUAGUAGCUCUUUAUAUAUAAAAAAACGGAAUAUGUUUUCAGAUACUAGUUUAGCAAAUCACUGCUUGAGAGAGAAAAAAGUGUACUCCAAAUAACUCUGGUUUGAGCAUCACCAUUAUUUUAGGCAAUUUCAGAAGAAGAAAAUGUUGUAUCUCAUCAACCAAAUUUUAGCAAGAUCCUUUCAAAUUUUCACAGGUCUGCAUUUAACUAUCAGGGUUUUUUUGGGAGGGGUACAAAUCAUUUUUGUACAGUACACUCAGUUUAGUUUUUGCAUAUUUGUCUUUCAUUAGACUGGGCUUGCUUGUUCACACAGAAAGUUUAUUAAUUUUAUCCCAGUAUAAGUUACUCUGCAGUCUAAUCUUCAUUCAGAAUGUACAUAUGGGACUAUAAAACUUUGGUAGGUAUCUUGGUUUUAUAAGCCGCUGCACAGAGUUCAGUACCUAAGGUUAAAGUUUGAAUUAUUUAAUUGGGAUGUAAUUCUUUAUCAGUUCUCAGUAUAAAUGAAAUAAUGUUUGCCUAUUUCUGAUUUUAGUGCUGGUGCUAAAACAAUAAAUCUGACGUGAAUAAGCCCCUAGAAAAGGUACUACAGGCAAACGGCAAUCACAAUGGAGUGGGGGACUUACAGAUUAUUGUCCUGUCACCAUGAUAUUUUGCUGUUAGUCACCUCACUCAACAAAUGAUCACUUCCUUUCUGGGUUGCACAUGUGAAUUCACCUGCAAAUAUCUAAUUAACAAACCAGUGAACUGUCCUAAUGAAGAUCUGUUGGCUCAGCUGGAAGUUUCAUUCAUGGUGCUUUGACUAAUAGGCAGCUGAUUUAAAUCUGAAUUUGCUGUAACUGGACAACAUGGUGCAGGCUGUCUUUAUGCACUUUAAACAACCUAGAAGUUCCAGUUAUGCAGAUGCAACAUUAUUAUUGAUCUGAGGCUUUAGGUAUAUUAUCUCAGGUUUUAAAAUCUUUGUGGUGUGGUGUUUGCACUGUGAUGUCUCUUUUUUCCUCUGCAAUAUGUUGGUGCUAUACAUAGAGAGAUGUUUCCUUUUUGAUGUUCAAUAGCAGAGUUGAAACUACAAUGAUUUGGCUUACUUAGAACAUCUACCUAGAUGUUCUUAAUGCAGAUUCUUUAAGAUUGGUGGGCUGUUAAUAUACAGGGGUUUUAAAAUGUGUAUUAGUAUCUUUAAAAUCCCACAGUUUCAUUUCAGACUUGGUUAUGCUGUUAAGACUGGAGAGAGGAAUUAUAAAACAGUUGUUCCAAAUUAAUUUCAAAAAUAUAGAGUCCUAGUGGAUACCCAAAAGUCUCUGGUGAUAGUUAUUAACAUGCAUCCAAUUUUGGUUAGACAACAGUUAAUCUUAAUAAUGUACCUGUAUUGGCAUGUAAGUAGUUGAUAUUUACAGAAUAUCUAACCACUGUUAAGUGGUUCUGAUAAUUGCAGAUUCUCUCCUUGUAGUCUUUAUGUCCUAUCAGUUCCAACACUUGUUUCAAAAUCUCAUAGAGCGCUCAUUUAAAAUCUGACAACACUCAAGUAUUUUGUAUUCUCUUUUAAUUUAAAUAACUGAUAGAAUAUACUUUAAAAGUUCCACACCAGCAAUUUACUCCAGGAUGGAAAGUGUGUAUUCUUCAGUAAAUUCAGCAGCCAUGCUUGCUGAUCUGAAUCUAUUCAGCCUAAAUCUUAGGCCACAUUAGGACAGUGUGAUCAAUAAUCAUUCCUGAACUGGGAAAUGGGAAGACACAACAAACAGGCUCUCUUCUCAUUUCAGUCAGAUUUAUAAACAGUGAAUCUUGUCAUUGGUCUCACUAAAAUUUAAGCCAUCUCAGCCUAUUUCAAAGAACACCUGGAUAGAAUUCAAAUAAAACAUUUAAAACUGAUCAGUUAGGGUCAAUUGGGUCUUCUUUAAGUGCUCUAGAACCAAAUGGUAACUGUCUGCCUUACCGCUCCUCAGUGCUCCCUGAUUCCUAUAGUGUGAAGAUGAAGGCUUCUAUCCUAUGCAAGACAAAAGACGAGAGUUCUCAAAUUGUUACUGCACUUGAAGAAAGGAACUAGAACUGCUGAAUUUCCUCCUUUUAUGCAGCUUCUUAAGGAAGCCCUGUGAGCAUUGAGACUUGGCAACUUUAAGUAAACCAAACCAUAAAUAAUUAUAUUUUCAUGUAAACGGUAACAGAAUAGGUUGGGAGAAAAAUAUUGCAAUUUUCUUUUUUAUUAUUAUUUUGGAAGACCUUAUGCACCACAUGUCACAUUUUAUAUCUGAAAAGUUUACAAUGUGAUUUCGAUGCGUCUAUGCAGAUACUUGAAUAAUGCAGUUUAUUGUGCCUUUUGCCUAGUUAUAUUUAAUAAACAUUGUGGUCAGAUUAUUAAA
Messenger RNA from Heteronotia binoei (common prickly gecko), 6355 nucleotides. RefSeq names its product ADAM metallopeptidase domain 19 (gene ADAM19). The transcript has 23 exons. Gene Ontology annotation, biological process: membrane protein ectodomain proteolysis. The coding region runs from base 262 to 3003 and encodes 913 amino acids. NCBI's taxonomy places the organism in Eukaryota, Metazoa, Chordata, Lepidosauria, Squamata, Gekkonidae. Gene Ontology annotation, molecular function: metalloendopeptidase activity. The record is from RefSeq and is a predicted model, not a curated record.